AUGCUGAUAGCGGAUACAACAGGUAGUAGAGUGCCACUGUGCGCUAACGUGAAAGAAAUACUCAGACACAUUGUGUUCUUCAGGACGGCAGCUCCUGAUUCAUCCCAUGGUCUUUCAGGGGACUCCGUCCACCUGCAGAAAGAAAAAGUAUCAGCAGAAAGGAUGUUGGUUGGAUGCCUAACAAAUUAUCAGGGGUCGGUGAGCUUUGAGGAUGUGACUCUGGACUUCACCCAAGAGGAGUGGACUUCACUAAACCCAGCUCAGAGAACCCUCUACAGAGACGUGAUGCUGGAGAACUACCAGAACAUGGCCACCCUGGGGUAUCAGCUCACCAAACCCAGGUUGAUCUCUUGGUUGGAACAAGAAGAGUUUAGUACAGACCAGCAGAUAGUUUUCCCAGAAUGGAAAAUGCAGCUUGAAACCAAAGGUUCAGCAUUCCAGCAGGACUUUUUGAGCAGUGGCAUGCCCAAUGGCAUGCAGACGCAGGCAGGAAGCCAGAGAGGAAAGGAGCUCUGGGACUGGCAGCAAUAUGGAGACCCCAGUGAACUCUCACCCCUUACGACGCAUAAGAAAUCUCAAGGUACACAGGAUAAUUAUGACUGUAGUUUGUCCAGAAAAGACUUUCUAAUGCUUCAGAAGGAAAAGUGUGCCAGUGAGAAACUUUCUGAGUUCCACCAGAGUGAAGAAACCUGUGUGACCCCAGUUAAAGUUUAUCAGAGAGCUGCCCCGCAAGAGCAGUCUUUUGAAUGCAGUGACUGCGGGGAGUCCUUUAUUACCCCGUCACACCUUCAGACACACAGGAGAACUCACGGUGCAGACAAACUUUAUGAAUGUAAUGAAUAUGGGAGAAACUUUCUAAACUCAAGGCUUGCUGUGCUUAUAGAAACCCUCAAUGCAAAGAAGCCUUACAGAUGUAAGGAGUGUGGGAAAGGCUACAGAUACCCUGCAUAUCUAAAUAUCCACAUGCGGACCCACACUGGAGAGAAGCCCUAUGAGUGUAAGGAGUGUGGGAAAGCCUUCAAUUAUUCCAAUUCAUUUCAGAUACAUGGUAGAACUCACACUGGAGAGAAGCCGUAUGUGUGCAGUCAGUGUGGGAAAGCCUUCACUCAGUACUCAGGCCUCAGUAUACACGUAAGGUCUCACAACGGAGACAAGCCCUACGAGUGCAAGGAAUGCGGGAAAGCCUUCCUGACGUCCUCACGACUUAUUCAGCACAUCAGAACUCACACAGGAGAAAAGCCUUUUGUGUGUAUCAAAUGUGGGAAAGCCUUUGCUAUUUCUUCAAAUCUUAACGGACAUUUGAAAAUGCAUGCUGAAGAGAAGACCUGUGAGUGCAAGAUUUGUGGGAAAGCAUUUGGAUACCCUUCGUGUCUUAAUAAUCACAUGAGAACUCACAAUGCCAAAAAAUCGUACACGUGUAAGGAAUGUGGGAAGGCCUUUAACUACUCCACCCACCUUAAGAUCCACAUGCGAGUCCACACUGGAGAAAAGCCGUAUGCGUGUCAACAGUGUGGGAAAGCCUUCAGUCAUGCCACUUCAUUUCAGAUACACGAAAGAACCCACACUGGCGAGAAGCCCUAUGAGUGUAAGGAGUGUGGGAAAGCCUUCAUCUGCCCCAGCUCCUUCAGAAUUCAUGAAAUAAGUCACACUCAUACUGAAGAAAAGCCCUACAAGUGUCAGCAGUGUGGAAAAGCCUACAGUCACCCUCGCUCGCUUCGAAGACAUGAAAGAGCUCACUAGGAGAAGCCUAGCUGCCGCGAGCCAUGUGAGAACGCCCUUGUUUGCGUCUAGUUUACGUUGAAGACAUGAUGGUACUCACACUGGAGAGAAACUAUUAAAAUUAUAUGCAUGGCUUGGAGCAGUGCUGUAUUGCCGUUCUGGGCAACACAAAUGCUCCACGUUAGAAAGAUUUUUAAAUGGACGCUGGCAAGAUGCUCACUGGGUAAAAGCACCUGACGUGAAUGUCUGGCCACUUGAAUUUGAUCCACGUCCAUGUAAGCCAGGCAGGUGUA
Molecule: messenger RNA, 2012 nt
Organism: Acomys russatus (golden spiny mouse)
Lineage: Eukaryota; Metazoa; Chordata; Mammalia; Rodentia; Muridae
Product: zinc finger protein 426-like
Exons: 6
Coding region: 1-1740 (579 amino acids)
Biological process (GO): regulation of transcription by RNA polymerase II
Molecular function (GO): RNA polymerase II cis-regulatory region sequence-specific DNA binding; DNA-binding transcription factor activity
Source: RefSeq, a predicted model, not a curated record